UUUUUUUUUUUAAAAAAAAAAAUUACUUGAUAAAUAUACUAAUCCAGGGUACGAACUUGAAGCUUGAAAUGGCUCUGGAAUGCAAUAAGUUUGAACGCCUUGGUGUCUUAAUGGAUUUCAUCACUAAAAAGAAGAGGACUUGGGUGCAUAUGAACUUGGAUGCUAGAAUGGGCCCCAAAGAGGAAUUACUCGUUUUCUUUGUCGAGUUCUAUUUAUCGGAUGAUGAGUAUGUGCUUGCAAAGUUGGCACUGGUGAAUACUUCAGACUAUCAGCCUGUUAGUAAAAAGGAUGGGCUUUGGUGUCGUUUUUGCCCGGAUGGUAUUCUUCAUCCAAUGGAAGGGUGUUUUUUUAAUUUCUACUCACCUCAUGCUUCAGUUGAAAAUUUGCUAGAAAAAGGGCAUGAAAGCUAAAUUAUGCUUUUGACUAAAUGAACUUAGA
This is a messenger RNA of Striga asiatica, 438 nucleotides long. The record is from the annotation of a GenBank genome assembly. NCBI's taxonomy places the organism in Eukaryota, Viridiplantae, Streptophyta, Magnoliopsida, Lamiales, Orobanchaceae.